AACAGUGAGUGAACAUCGACGGUCUUUCUUUCGCAGCAAACGCAAGUGCUGCGGCAACAGACUGGUGUCUCCCCAAGCAGUGCGCAAGGAGGACAGAGGGGGACUGUGGCGAGGAUUUUUACCAAUGUCUCUAGAGAAAACAACAUUAUAGUCUCUAAACAUGACUUCAGUUUGGAAGAGACUUCAGCGUGUCGGCAAGAAAGCCUCGAAAUUCCAGUUUGCGGCGACUUUUCAAGAACUGACGGUAGAAUGCACGAAGAAAUGGCAGCCAGACAAACUGAGAGUAGUAUGGACCAGGAGAAACAGACGAAACUGCACCAAGCUGCAUGGAUGGCAGCCGGGCAUCAAGAACCCCUACAGGGGCACGGUAGUGUGGCAGGUGCCUGAAAACCUGGACAUCAAUGUCACACUUUUCAAGGACCCGACUGCAGACGAAUUUGAAGACAAGGACUGGACGUUCAUCAUUGAGAAUGAGACUAACAAGGGCCACAGGAAGGUGCUGGCAUCGGUGGACAUCAACAUGAAGAAGUUUGCCAGCCCCACGCCUGCCCAGUAUGACCUGACGCUGAAGCUCAAGCCUCUGUCGGUGAAGGUGGUAGAGGCCACGCUCAAACUGACCUUGACCUGCGUCUUCCUCAAAGAGGGCAAGGCCACAGAUGAGGACAUGCAGAGUCUGGCCAGUCUGAUGAGUCUGAAACAGAGUGAUAUCGGCAACCUGGAUGACUUCAACGAUAGUGACGAGGAAGAGGGCGGAAGAAGAGCCAGCAUCGGAGCCAGCAUGGGAGCCGCAACUCCCGUCACAGCUCCCACGAGAAGAAUACGUGAUCAGGCAUGGAGACCUGUGAUUGACCCAGAGGCCACAGCUGCCAGUAAGAUGGAUUGGAGUAGCUCAUCUGGCACUGUGUCUACCAUCUCACUUCUGUCACGUCCCCCUCUGCCUGUACCCCUCGACCCCUCCGCCCCGCCUCCUGCCCCUGCCGCCCGCUCCCGACUCACCACCGGCCCUGCGGGCACCGCUCACCCGGCACGACCCUCCCCCUAUGCCUACCAAGUGCCAGCCUUUCUCCGCGCCCACCCACCUGCACUGCCCAAAAUCUUCCAGCCCGCUGCUGGCUCAGUACCCAUAUCUGUAGCCCGGAGGCCCUGUGGCUUCCAGAGUGAUCCGGUCCUUGACCCUGCCAGUCUUGCUGAGGGCCAUGUGGCCCCUGGUCUCCCCACCUUCUCUCCAUCAAGACCCCUCUCAGCAUCCUUCACUGGGCCUUCCACCUCUCCUCUUUCCUCUUCACCCUCUGCCCAAUCCGUCCUUCCACCUCCCUCUUUCUCUGAUAUUCCACAGACAGCCACCUACGCUGCGGCUCGCACCAGUGCUUGGAGACCCCAGAGCGUCCCUUCCUCCUCUUUCUCCUCCUCCUUCUCCUCCACCACUUUCGGCACCUCCCCUCCUGCGUCCCAGCCCCUCCCUGUCCCCCGUCGGCCCAAAGCAUACAUCACCUCCCUGGCAGAGCCGGGCUCCGCCCUCACUAGGCCUACCAGCCUGCCCUCGGCCCCCGAGACAGUACCCUGGCAGAGUGAAUGGAGACCGCCCAAAUCCCAGGCCCCUCUGGCCCAGCUGGACCUCUCCCCCAAAUUUCUGCACCCCUCUCCCCCUGACCCAGUGGAGCCUGUGCCCCUGGAGAAGACAAAACAGAGCAUGGAGACACCAUGUAAUCCUGCUUGCUCUCAGCCUGAUCCCUCCAUGUCAUUCUCCCUUGAUGUGUCCCAUUCUUCCAUGUUGCAGUCUCCUCUCCCCAUCCCUCCCCCUGUGCUAGCCUCAUCUCCUGCAUCCUCCUCUCUCCCCACCCCUGAUUACGCAUCUGACCCAAUGGAAGCACCUUACUGCACUCUUGUGUCCUCAUCACCCCCCCCUCUCGUAACCACCUCUGGCUCUGAUGCUCCUGCCCUCACCCCUGCUUCUGCGCCUGCCAUCGUCUCUGAUUCUUCCUCAUCCACUCCCAUUGAUGUUAACCCUACUCCUGCAUCAUCCAUGCCUCCCAUUACCUCUGAUGACCCAGCCCUUUCCCCAACCUCCACCCCUGACCCUUCCCUAUCCUCUACCCCUGGUCUUUCCCCUGAUCCCACUGUUCCCACCCCUGGUCUUCCUACUGCUUCUGACCCUACUGCUGCCCAAUGUUAUGACCCCGCUCCUGGUUCCUCCCCUCAUGCUAUCGGCGCUUCUCCGCGUGCUGCAGAUCCUGCUUCUGCCGCUGUCUCCCAGUCAGUCCCCCCUGCUGUGCCCCAGACUGCAGAAUGGAUGCACCAGGGGGUUCCCACAUUGGUCCACCCCAAUUUGAAGAGGCUGGUCUCCCCUCCUCUGGAGCUCCCCCACUCAUCCUCUCCUCUCUCACUCACCCCCUAUCCUGUACCUACUCCUGUGUUCUUUGCUGGCUCUCAGACUCAAGUCCCCACUGCCCCCCUCCCAGCACCAGUCACUGAUCCCCAAGAGACAGAGUUUCAGAGGCAGUUGAGCACUCUGACAGAGGAGGAAUACACCACUGCCACAACUCCCACCCGCACUGCUGGAAUGAUCAGUAUUGCCAAUCAGAGGCCAGACCCAUCAACAUCCUCACUUGACCCAUUGGCUAAGCCCUUUGAGACAAGAGCCUAUGAGAGAAGAUUGGGGGCAGACUCAAUGUUUGGAAUGGAGGUUGUCCAGGCAACGGCAGGACCUGAGAUCAUGACCCCUCUCCUGCCUUUUAGCCCCCGAGCACCCUCUGUUCCGGGGCUCCAAUAUUUUGAGAUGCCAAAACCGAUUGCAAAGAGUCAGGUAGAGGAGAGGUCAAUCAGGGCACUCCCAGUUCCAACACCCCAGCAACCUCUCCCUUUUGCACCCAUGCAAAGGCCUGGCUUACCUGAGCCCACAGUCACAUCCAUGAAGUCACUUGACAGAACGAGGAGUCACUUGAACAAGAUGUCCAUGCAGAUAGGGACACCGUUAGCCAAACCAGAGCCUGAACAGAUUGUGACAGUAGCCAGUGGGCAGCAGAGGAUGAUGGCCCCGCCGCCCCCCCAUCUCACUGAGUUGCAGACCACACGGCCGUACAGAGUGUCGCAGAGCGGUCUGCCAAAGGAGAAAGACCCAAAGAAAGAGCAGGGGCGGACACUGGUCCCUAAGAAAGAUGCUCCUAAAUAUUCAAGAGGUUCAAAAGAACGAGUGGUACCCAUGGAUUGGGGAACUAAAAGUAUGGCUGCCUCGCUGCCAUCUUGUCCAAAAGUGUCCAGUUACCCUGGUUUCCCAUCCACAUUGAUUAGGAACAGAUUUAAGGCCCGACCCGAAGAAUGGCCCAUUGACAAAAACCCAUUAUGGGAGAAGCCACUGAAAGGAACACCAAUUAUCACCCCUGCACCUAAAACGUUGGAUGAGGACCAGAAAGUAAUGGAAAGAAUGGCUGCCCUGUUGCCAAGUUGUCCAAGGGUAGCCAGUGUUCCUGGGUUUCCCUCAGCACCACCACCCAAAACAGAGAGACCAGCACCACCACCCAAAACACAAAUGGAACCAAGUAUGGUGAAUCUAGCGCCAACUUGCACAAGCAUAUCCAGUGCAUCUGGUUUGGCCUCCAGGAAACCAAAGGAGACUGAAGGGGCUGAGGCUGUAGGUUUGACUGUGGAUAAGCAGCUGAAAUGGGAGAGACCACAUGAUGAGAAGACGGUUAUUGGGCUUUCUUCGUCAGUUGCUUUAGACCAAGUGUAUGGAGACAAAGAAAUGUUGAAACGUAAGGUAGUACUUGUCCCAUCUUGUCCAAGUGAGAGUACUAUUCCUGGUUUUCAAUCUGUUCCAAGGCCCAAAGCCCAGGUUGUGCCAAACAUGAUUAACAUAAUGCCAUCUUGCCCAAGGGUAUCUAGAGUUCCUGGAUUGCCAACCAUAGACCCGACAAAGGCAGUACACUGGCCAGUAGAUGCAAAGGCUCUGUUUAAGAAGUUACCUAAAGAGGUAGAAUUAUUGAUGGUCCAUUUAGAGGAUGUUGACACAGUUUAUAAUGAUAGUGAAAAGGUCAAGACAAUGGUGGCUCUUAAACCAUCUUGCCCCAAAACAGCCAGUAUUCCUGGCUUCCCAUCUGAACCAAUGCAAGAGCCAACCAAAUUGCCCAACGUUGGGACAAUAAAGCUUUCUGAAUCUGAACUGAAUAUGGUUAACCUUCUGCUUACAUGCCCUUUAAUGGCCAGAGUUUCUGGUUUACCCUCUAAACUGCCAAUUAAGUUAGAUAAUGUUGAUUGGCAUGCUAACAGUAGGCCAAUUCUAGAGAGACCAUUGAAGAAAAUAGCACUUUCUGUGGUGCAGGAAAUGCGACAAAAGGACAAAGAACUUACCAAAAAUAUGGCAGAUAUGUUACCAUCUUGCCCGAAUAAGGCCAGGAUUCCAGGUUUCCCCUCUGCAUCUAGGCAGAAGCUAGUAGAAACACCAGGUAUGAUCAGUCAGAAGCUAGUAGACACACCAAGUAUGACCAGUCUUCUGCCUACAUGCCCUAGACUUUCUACGGUUUCUGGUUUACCCUCCAGACAGCCAAUCAGUUCUAGAGAUGAAGAUUGGCUUGUGGACAGAGUUCCACUGUGGGCGAAGCCAUUGAAGGAAAGAGAGGGGCUUAUUUUACAUAUUUCCCAAGAUCAUGAAAAAACAUUCAAAGACACUAAAAUGAUGGAAAACAUGACAGCCAUGUUACCAUCUUGCCCAAAGAAGGCUAGUGUGCCUGGCUUCCCUUCUGCACCAAGGCAAGUGCCGAAUAUGGUGAGUCUUCUUCCAACUUGUCUAAGGGUAUCUAUAGUUCCUGGAUGGCCAGCUUUAAAUCAGAAACCAAAACAGGCAGUAGUUUGGCCAGUAGAUAAAGAGACAUUGUUUACAAAGUUACCAAGAGAGAGGCCAGGAUUAUUAUUGGAUGUUAACACAGUCUAUCAUGAUAGUGAAAUUACCAGGAAUAUGUUUGCUAUGACACCAUCCUGCCCUCGAUUCACUAGCAUUCCUGGCAUCACCUCUGCCCAAAGGAAAGAACCCCCAUCCUGCCUCAAAGCAGCCAGUAUUGCUGGCCUCCCUUCUGAACCAAGGCAAGAGCCAAAUGUGGUUAGCAUUCUGUCUACUUGCCCUAGACUUUCUAGGGUUUCUGGUUUACCCUCGACACAGACAAUCAGUUCUAGAGAUGAAGAUUGGCUUGUGGACAGAAAGCCACUGUGGGAAAAGCCAUUGAGGAAAAUGGAUGUGAUGAUUCAACCAAUUUCUCCAGCUCUUGGCAUAGCAUAUAAAGACAAAAUGAUGUUGAAAUAUAUGGUAGCCUUGUUACCAUCAUGCCCUAGGAAGGCCAGUAUUCCUGGCUUUCCUUCAAAACUGAAGCAGAGGUUAGGAUCCCCAAGAAUGAUCAUGAAGUAUGAUCUUCUUCCUACUUGCCCUAAACUUUCCAUAGUUUCUGGUUUACCCUCUAGACAUCCAACUGAGUCAGAGCCUGACUACUGGCAUGCUAUCAGGGGGCCAAUAAUAGAAAAGCCAUUGAGGAAAACAGUUGAGCUGAUCCCAUCACUUUCUGUAGCACAUGCAAUGUCAAAUGAGCACAAAGAACUUAUGAAAAAUAUGGUUGCUAUGUUACCAUCUUGCCUGGAAAAGGUUGGUGUAGCUGUUGUAGCAUCUGCGCCAUGGCAAGAGUCAAAUAGGCAUCCUACUUGCCCUAAACUUCCCAGAGUACCUGGUUUACCCUCUAGACUUCCAAACAAUUCUGAUGAUAUUGACUGGAAUGUGGACUGCAGUCCACUGUGGGAGAAGCCAUUGAAGAAAAGAGAGGGACUUAUUUUACAAGAUCAGGAAAUGGCAUUCAAAGACACUGAAAUGAUGAAAGACAUAGUAGCCAUGUUGACAACUUGCCCAAGGAAGGCAACUAUCCCUGGCUUUCCAUCUGCACCCAUGCAAGAGCCCAGUAUGGUAAACCUUAUGCCUACAUGUCCUAGACUGGCUAGAGUUUCUGGUUUGCCUUCCAAACAGCCAACCACGUCUAGAGAUGAAGAUUGGUUUGUGGACAGAAUACCACCGUGGGAGAAGCCAUUGAGGAAAAGGGAUGUGCUUAUCCUACCAAUUUCUUUAGCUCAUUAUAAAAAUAAAGACAUUGUGGAAAAUAUGGCAGGUAUGGUACCAUCUUGCCCAAGGAAGGCCAGUGUACCUGGCUUCCCCUCUGCACCAAGGCAAGAGCCAGAUAUGGUUAACCUUCUGCCUACUUGCCCUAGACUCUCUAGGCUUUCUGGUUUACCCUCUAGAGAGCCAAUCAGGUCUAGAGAUAAAGAUUUGCUUGUGGACAGAGUUCCACUGUGGGAGAGGCCAUUGAAGAAAAGAGAGGGAGUUAUUUCACAAGAUCAGGAAAAGCCAUUCAAAGACACUGAAAUUAUGAAAAAUAUGGUAGCCAUGUUGCCAUCUUGCACCAGGAAGGCCAGUAUUCCUGGCUUCCCUUCUGCACCAACGCAAGAGCUGAAUAUGGUUAACCUUCUACCUACUUGCCCUAGACUGGCUAGAGUUUCUGGUUUACCCUCCAAACAGCCAAUUAUGUCUGAAAAUGUUGAGUGGCAUGCUAACAGCAGGCCACUCUUGGAGAGACCAUUGAGGAAAAGAAAAGCAUGUCUAAUGCAGGAAAUACCACACAAGGACAAUGAGCUUAUGAAAAAUAUGGUGGUCAUGUUACCAUCUUGCCCAAGGAAGGCUAGUGUCCCUGGCUUUCCAUCUGCACCAAGGCAAGAGCCAAGUAUGGUUGACAUAAUGCCAAAUUGUCCAAGGGAAUCUAGAGUUCCUGGAUUGGCAGCUAUCGAACAGACACAAACAGUAGAGUGGCCAGUUGAUAAAGAGUCACUGUUGACACCUAGAGAAAGGCCAGAAGAAUCAAUGUUCCAUUUGGAGGAUGUUGGCAGAGUCUAUCAUGAUACUGAACUUGUGAAGAAUAUGGUAGCUUUGUCAUCAUCCUUCCCCUGGAAGGCCAGUACACCUGCUCCAAGGCAAGAGCCAAGUAUGGUUAAUCAUCUGCCUACUUGUCCUAGACUUUCCAGAGUUUUUGGUUUACCUUCUAGACAUCUGCAUAAGUCAGAAAAUGAUGACUGGUAUGCUAACAGGCCACUUUUGGAGAGGCCAUUGAAGAAAAGUACAGUUUACGUGCAGGAAAUGCCACACAAGGAUAAAGAACUUACAAAAAAUAUGGUAGAUAUGUUACUAUCUUGCCCGAAUAAGGCCAGGAUUCCAGGCUUCCCCUCUGCACCGCAGUCGAAGCUAGAAGACCCACCAAGUAUGAGCAGUCUUCUGCCUACUUGCCCUAAACUUUCUAAGGUUUCUGGUUUACCCUCUAGAGAGCGAAUCAAGUCUAGAGAUGAAGAUUGGCUUUUGGACAGAGUGCCACUCUGGGAGAAGCCAUUGAGGGAAAGGGGUGAGCCAAUUCUAGACAUUUCUCCAGCUCAUGAUAAAGACAAAGAUCUGAAACAUAUGGUAGCUAUGGUACCAUCUUGCCCCAGGAAAGCCAGUGUACCUGGCUUCCCUUCUGCACCAAGGCAGAGAUCAGUAGAAACCCUAAGUAUGGUGAAUCUUGUGCCUACUUGCCCAAAGGUAUCGACCGUUUCUGGAUUGCCAGCUUUGGAUCAGAAUCAGGCACCAGAUUGGCCAGUAGAUAAAGAUUCUUUGAAGAUGUCACCAAGAGAAAGGUCAGGAUUAUUAGAUAAUUUUGGCACAGUCUGUAAUGAUAGUGAAAUGGUCAGCACCAUGGUUGCUCUUACACCAUCCUGCCCAAGAGCAGCCAGUAUUCCUGGCUUCCCCUCUGCACCAAGGCAAGAGCCAAUUAUGAUUAACCUUCUGCCUACUUGUCCUAGACUUUCCAGAGUUUUUGGUUUACCUUCUAGACAUCUGCAUAAGUCUGAAAAUGUUGUCUGGCAUGCUAACAGGAGGCCUCUUUUGGAGAGGCCAUUUAAGAAAAUAACAGUUUCUUUGGUACAAGCAAUGCCACACGAGAACAAAGAAUUUACAAAUAACAUGGUAGAUAUGUUACCAUCUUGCCCGAAAAAGGCCAGGAUUCCUGGUUUUCCCUCUGCACCACAUCCCAAAGUUGAGAUAGAUCUUAGUAUGUUGAGUCUUGUUCCUGCUUGCCCUAAAGUUUCCAGUCUCCCGGGUUUCGCAUCCACUGAAGGGUCUACAACAUUAGAGUGGCUUGUUGACCCAAAGCCUAUGUUUGAACACUUGCAAAAGAAGGAGGAGGAAGAAUAUGUUUUUCCAAAAGACCAAUCAAAAGAAGACAGUGACAAAAUGAAAGCAAUGGUUGCUUUGAUGCCAUGUUGCCCAGUAGCAUCCAUGAUUCCUGGUUUCCCUUCUGCACCAUAUAAAAAGGCUGAGGAGGCACCAAGUAUGAUGAAUCUUGUUCCCUCCUGCCCUAAAAUGUCUAGUCUCCCUGGUUUUCCAUCCAUUGUGGGGAAUAGGGAAACAGGGCGGGUAGUUUACGAGAGGCCAUUGUUCAAGAGACUUCCAAAGGAGAGGAAAGUCAUUAUUGACAGUUUAAAGGUAGACAAAGAGGAAAUGAAAACCAACGUUCCUUUGAGGCCAUCAUGCCCUCAUGCUGCACGGAUCCCUGGCUUCCCAUCUGCACCACAACCCAAUAUGUUGAGUCUUGUUCCCACUUUCCCUAAAGUUUCCAGCCUCCCGGGUCUCGCAUCCACUGAGGGGGGUAAAACAGAGUGGUUUGUUGACCCGAAUCCUAUGUUUGACCACUUGCAGAAGAAGAAGAAGGAAGAAGUUUUUCCAAAAGACGGAUCAAAGGAAGACAUUGACAAAAUGAAAGCAAUGUUUGCUUUGAUGCCAUCUUGUCCUGAAUCAUCUGUGAUUCCAGGCUUCCCCUCUGUACCUGGGAAUAAAUUUGCAGACACACCAAGCAUGAUCAGUCUUCUGCAGACUUGCCCUAAACUUUCUAAAGUUUCUGGCUUACCUUCUAGACUUCCUAACAAUUCAGAUAAAGAUGGCUGGUGUGUGGACAAGAGGCCACUGUGGGAGAGGCCAUUAAAUAACAGAGACACACUAGCCCUUUGUCCAGUGCAAAGAUUAUCAUUCAAAGAGAGAGCAAUGAUUAGAAUUAUGGUGUCUAUGUUACCACCUUGCCCAAUAAAAGCCACCAUUCCAGGCUUUCCCUCAUCGUCACGGCACAAGUCGGAUAGGGCUCAUGUUAGGGUGAUCCCAAGCAUGGUACAUCUAUGGCCUACCUGCCCGAAACAUGCGAGGGCUUCAGGUUUCGUCUCAAGACGUCCAUCCAUGGCAGGACAUGAUGUCUGGCAUGUUGACAGGGAGCCAUUUUGGGUUAAAUCAUUGAGGAAAGGAGAGGGGCUUAAUCUCCAGCUUUCUCCAGUUGAGGAUAUGUCAUUCAGAGACAGAGAAAUAAUGACAAGUAUGGUCCAUUCAUGCCCAGCAAAAGCCACCCUUCCUGGCUUCCCAUCGGCUCCACGAGCCCAAACUGCUCAUGUUGAAGUAGAAAAAGAACCAUGCAUGAUUUCCCUUUUCCCAUCUUGCCCGGAAGUGUCUAGUAUCAUUGGUUUUCCUUCAAGACAAUUGAUCAUGUCGGAUGAUGGUUAUGUAGAGGGCUGGCCGAUGGUCAAAAGUGUAGUCUGGGAGAAAUCACCAACGAGGGUUGCUAAUACUCUGGAGACUCUGGAUUGCUCUCCAUUUGAGGGAGACUGUUGUUACAGAGACAAAGUCAUGAUAAAGGCAAUGUUAUCUCUUAUACCAUCCUGUCCAAGUGUUGCUUUGAGUCCAGGUUUCCCAUCUCUUCAGCUUUGUCCAUCUGAGGAAAUGUCAUUUAGAGACAGAGAAAUAUUGACAAGUAUGGUGCUGUCAUGCCCAGCAAAAGCCACCCUUACUAACUUCCCAUCGGUUCCACAAGCAAAAGAUGCUCAUGUUGAAGUAGAGAAAAAGCCAUGCAUGACUUAUCUUUCCCGAUCUUGCCCGGAAGUUUCUAGUAUAAUUGGUUUUCCUUCAAGACAGUCAGUCAUGUCUGAUUAUGCUUAUGUAGAGGGCUGGCCGACAGUCAAGAGUGUACUAUGGGAGACACCACCAACGAGGGUUGCUAAUACUCUGGAGACUCUGGAAUGCUCUCCAUUUGAGGGAGACUGUUGUUACAGAGACACACUCAUGAUAAAGGCAAUGUUAUCUCUUGUACCAUCCUGUCCAAGUGUUGCUCUAUGUCCGGGCUUUCCAUCUGUGCCACAGCUCAAAAUAGAGAAGCUUCCGAGUAUGGUGAAUAUUGUGCUAUCUUGCCCCAACAUUUCUAAUGUUAUUGGGCUCCCAUCCAUAAAGAUAGAACUAGCAGAGCAGGAUCCAGUUAAGGGUUGGCCAGCUGACCAAAAGCCAUUGUUAGAGAAGCCAGUGAAGGCGAGGCUCUCUGUGACUGUACUUUCCUCCCCAGUUAUGAGUAGAUCAAAAGACGACAAAGAGUUUGAUAGACAUAUGAUGGCCCUGGAGCCAACGUGCCCAGAAGAAGCCAAAAUACCUGGUUUUCCCUCUGCCCCAAGACCCAAGGCAGAGCAAUAUAUUACUUCCACAGUUAAAUCGUCAUGCUCCAAUGUUGCCAAAGUGUCUGGCUUUCCCUCUUUACAACUAGAGAAAGUAGAUAAGGUUUUAGUAGAGUACUGGGCUGUGGAGCAUGGACCAUUAUGGCAGAAAACACAGAAAGAGAUUCCAGCUAUUGGAGUCAGUGGAUCAGAUGAUGCCAACGGAAUGGCAGCUAUGUUAUUAUCUUGCCCAAAAGAAGCUAGUAUACCUGGCUUUCCAUCAGCACCAUGGCCUAAAGAAGAACAAGAGCCAAACAUGCCCAGUCUUUUGCCAACUUGCCAAAUGGUUACACAUGUCCAAGGGAUUUCAUCCACAAAGACGCAAAAUCAAGAGGAUGCUCCAAUUCAUCAGUGGCCCGUGGAGGAGAGGCCAUUUUGGGAAAAGUCACUGAAAGAGAAAACAGUGCAGUCUCUGGCUCCCACUCAUGAUGAAUUAGAGAAGGGAAUGGUGUCUAUGUUGCCAUCUUGCCCAAGUGAGGCCAUUGCACCUGGCUUUCCAUCGACACAUUGUCAAACGCCUCUCCACAGUGAUUCGUCUCUCAAUCAACAGUCAAGUCGAGGUAAAAGGCCUGAGUGGGCAGAGGAGAUAUAUGACUGCAAGGAGGGCCAAACAGAGCUUAGCCACAAACCCAAACUAAUCAAAGCAGUGGUGAAUGAGAACAAACAAGAAUUUAAACAUGGCUCAGUUUUGGAGAGGCUCAAGGAAGAGGGGGUCAUUCAGACCAGAUAUGAGGCGCAAGAAGUGGGCGUUCUAGAAAGAGGACACUUGCACUGCCGAAUGUGGCACUCCAUUCCUACAGACAUGCCAUUAUUCUUGACUGUCAGAGAGAGCCGUUCGCGUCAGCCUCCCAUCCAAGGGGGACAGCCAUUGCCGUAUGGGAUGGGAGCAACUGUUGACAAUGAGAUUGUGGCACUAGCAGAGUAUCAAGUUGUAGAGGACUUGGACAUGAUAUGUGAGGAAGAAGCGGUAGAGGAAGACUUAGAGUCAGUCUCUGGAAUGGAGCAUUCUGGGAAGGAAGAGGUUACUGUGGCUAGGCAGGUGAAAGUGUAUGAGAUGCGACCGCAAAACAUGGUUUCAUCAUGCCCAAGAGUUGCCAGUGCACCAGGGUUUCCAUCCACCCAAACAUCCUGUUCAGAGGCUCAAUUAGAAGACUGCCCAGUGGACACGAGCGUAUUAUUGGAGAAGCCAACAAAGGACGCUCCACAGCUGGCCAUGGAUAGAUCAAAAGAGGAGAGAGACAUGGUGAGAGUUAUGGCAGAUAUGGUCCCAUCUUGCCCAAGAACUGCCAGCAUUCCAGGCUUUCCGUCUACACAUCUGUCCAAGGAAGUCAAGGUAGAGAGGGAAUCUAACAUGGCAGAUCUAAUGCCAUCCUGUCCAAGAGUGGCUGGCACACUCAGAUUCCCUUCUCUUGAAAGUCAGGUAGAGGAGUGUACAAUCAACACUGAGGCAAUUUGGGAGAAGACAGUGAAGGGGAAAGAAGGGGUGACCAUUAGGUCCAGUCCACAUUUGGACAGAUUACAAGAAGAGCUAAUGAAACACACGGUGACUAUGGAGCCAUCGUGCCCUACUGCAGCAAGUAUUCCCGGCUUCCCCUCUGCACCACAUCCCAAAGCUGAGGUAGAUCUAAGUAUGUUGAGUCUUGUGCCCGCUUGCCCUAAAGUUUCCAGUCUCCCGGGUUUCGCAUCCACUGAGGGAGCUACAACAUUAGAGUGGCUUGUUGACCCUAAGCCUAUGUUUGAGCACUUGCAGAAAAAGAAGAAGAAAGAAGAAGAAAAUGUGUUUCCAAAAGACAGAUCAAAAGAAGACAGUGAAAAAAUGAAAGCAAUGGUUGCUUUGAUGCCAUGUUUCCCAAAAGCAUCCCUGAUUCCUGGCUUCCCCUCUGCACCACAUCCAGAAGCUGAAGUGGGGAUAAGUAGUGUGAAUCUUGUUCCCUCCUGCCUUAAAGUUUCUAGUCACCCUGGUUUUCCAUCCAUUGAGAGGAAUAGGGAAGCAGGGUGGGUUUUUGAUCAGAGCUCAUUGUUCAAGAGACCGUUAAAGGAUAGGAAAGUCAUUAUUGACAGCUUAAAGGUAGACAAAGAGGAAAUGAAAACCAACGUUCCUUUGAGACCUUCAUGUCCUGAUGCUGCAAGGAUCCCUGGCUUCCCAUCUGCACCACAACCCAAUAUGUUGAGUCUUGUUCCCACUUUCCCUGAAGUUUCCUGUCUCCCUGGCUUCACAUCCACUGAGGGGUUUACAACAUUAGAGUGGCUUGUUGAGCCCAAGCCUAUGUUUGAGCACUUGCAGAAGAAGAAGAAAGAAGAAGACAUUUUUCCAAAAGACACAUUUAGGAAGGAAGACAUUGAAAAAAUGAAAGCAAUGAUUGCUUUGGUGCCAUGUUGCCCAGAAGCACCCAUGAUUUCUGGCUUCCACUCUGUACCGCAACCCCAAGAUGUCUAUUUUGAGCCAACUAUACUCAACCUUCUUCCAUUGUGUCCAAAAGUCUCCAGUAUUGCAGGUUUCCCAAUCCGUCAGCAAACUGACAGAAAAGAUUGCCACACAGAUCUGCCCGAGGAUCAUCAGCCAUUAUGGGAGAAGAAAAUUAAGGUGAACCCAGUUUUGAUAAUGGAAAGAUCAGAAAAAGACAAAGCCAAGAUGAAAGGAAUGGUGGCUUUGGUUCCAUCUUGUCCCAAAGUGGCUCAUAUCCCUGGUUUCCCAUCUGUAUCACAUCCCAAAGUAGUAUUUUAUGGGCCAAGUAUGAUCAGUCUAUCAUGCCCAAAAGUAUCCAGUAUUGCAGGUUUCCCAUCCCAUCAGCAAACUGACAGAAAAGAUUGGCACACAGAUCUGCCCGAGGAUCAUCAACCAUUAUGGGAGAAGAAAAUGAAGGUGAAGCCUGUUGUUAUAAUGGAAAGAUCAGAAAAAGACAAAGAAAGUAUGAAAGGGAUGGUGGCUCUGGUUCCAUCCUGUCCAAAAAUGUCUCUGGUGUCUGGUUUCCCAUCUGUACCACAACCCAAAGAGGUCUAUUAUGGGCCAAGGAUGAUCAGUCUAUCAUGUCCAAAAGUCUCCAGUAUUGCAGGUUUCCCAUCCCGUCAGCAAACUGACAGAAAAGAUUGGCACACAGAUCAGCCUGAGGAUCAUCAGCCAAUAUGGGAGAAGCAAUUGAAGAAGAAGCUCAUGUUAUUGAUGGAAAUAUCACAAAAACACAAACAAGAAAUUAAAGGAAUGUUGGCUCUGGUACCAUCUUGUCCGAAAGUGGCUCGUACCCCUGGUUUCCCAUCUGUACCACAACCCAAAGUAGUAUAUUAUGGGCCAAGUAUUGUCAACCUUCUUCCAUUGUGUCCAAAAGUCUCCAGUAUUGCAGGUUUCCCAUCCCGUCAGGAAACUGAAAGAAAAGAUUGGCACACAGAUCAGCCCGAGGAUCAUCAACCAUUAUGGGAGAAGAAAAUGAAGGUGAAGCCUGUUGUUAUAAUGGAAAGAUCAGAAAAAGACAAAGAAAGUAUGAAAGGAAUGGUGGCUCUGGUUCCAUCCUGUCCAAAAAUGUCUCUGGUGUCUGGUUUCCCAUCUGUACCACAACCCAAAGAGGUAUAUUAUGGGCCAAGGAUGAUCAGUCUAUCAUGUCCAAAAGUCUCCAGUAUUGCAGGGUUCCCAUCCCGUCAGCAAACUGACAGAAAAGAUUGGCACAUAGAUCAGCCUGAGGAUCAUCAGCCAAUAUGGGAGAAGCAAUUGAAGAAGAAGCCCAUGUUAUUGAUGGAAAUAUCACAAAAACACAAACAAGAAAUUAAAGGAAUGUUGGCUCUGGUACCAUCUUGUCCGAAAGUGGCUCGUACCCCUGGUUUCCCAUCUGUACCACAACCCAAAGUAGUAUAUUAUGGGCCAAGUAUUGUCAACCUUCUUCCAUUGUGUCCAAAAGUCUCCAGUAUUGCAGGUUUCCCAUCCCGUCAGGAAACUGAAAGAAAAGAUUGGCACACAGAUCAGCCCGAGGAUCAUCAACCAUUAUGGGAGAAGAAAAUGAAGGUGAAGCCUGUUGUUAUAAUGGAAAGAUCAGAAAAAGACAAAGAAAGUAUGAAAGGAAUGGUGGCUCUGGUUCCAUCCUGUCCAAAAAUGUCUCUGGUGUCUGGUUUCCCAUCUGUACCACAACCCAAAGAGGUCUAUUAUGGGCCAAGGAUGAUCAGUCUAUCAUGUCCAAAAGUCUCCAGUAUUGCAGGUUUCCCAUCCCGUCAGCAAACUGACAGAAAAGAUUGGCACACAGAUCAGGCCGAGGAUUAUCAGCCAUUAUGGGAGAAGAAAAUGAAGAAAAAUCCAGUUGUGAUAUUGGAAAGAUCAGAAAAAGACAAAGCCAAUAUGAAAGGAAUAGUGGCUCUGGUACCAUCUUGUCCAAAAGUGGCUCAUACCCCUGGUUUCCCAUCUGUACCACAACCCAAAGAGGUAUAUUAUGGACCAAGUAUUAUUUGUCUUUCAUGUUCAAAAGUCUCCAGUAUUGCAGGUUUCCCAUCCCGUCAGCAAACUGAAAGAAAAGAUUGGCACACAGAUCAGCCCGAGGAUCAUCAGCCAUUAUGGGAGAAGAAAAUGAAGGUGAAGCCUGUUGUUAUAAUGGAAAGAUCAGAAAAAGACAAAGAAAGUAUGAAAGGAAUGGUGGCUCUGGUUCCAUCCUGUCCAAAAAUGUCUCUGGUGUCUGGUUUCCCAUCUGUACCACAACCCAAAGAGGUCUAUUAUGGGCCAAGGAUGAUCAGUCUAUCAUGUCCAAAAGUCUCCAGUAUUGCAGGUUUCCCAUCCCGUCAGCAAACUGACAGAAAAGAUUGGCACACAGAUCAGGCCGAGGAUUAUCAGCCAUUAUGGGAGAAGAAAAUGAAGAAAAAUCCAGUUGUGAUAUUGGAAAGAUCAGAAAAAGACAAAGCCAAUAUGAAAGGAAUAGUGGCUCUGGUUCCAUCCUGUCCAAAUAUGUCUUUGGUGCCUGGUUUCCCUUCUGUACCACAACCCAAAGUAGUAUAUUAUGGGCCAAAUAUGGUCAACCUUCUUCCAUUGUGUCCAAAAGUCUCCAGUAUUGCAGGUUUCCCAUCCAAUCAGCAAACUGAAAGAAAAGAUUGUCACACAGACCCACCCAAGGAUCAUCAACCAUUAUGGGAGAAGCAAAUGAAGAAGAAUCUGAUUUUAUUGAUGGAAAUAUCAGAAAAAGACAAACAAGAAAUGAAAGGAAUGGUGGAUCUGGUACCAUCAUGCCCUAUUGCAGCAAGUAUUAUUGGCUUCCCCUCUGCACCACAUUCCAAAGCUGAGGUAGAUCUAAGUAUGUUGAGUCUUGUGCCCGCUUGCCGUAAAGUUUCCAGUCUCCCUGGUUUUGCAUCCACUGAGGGGGCUACACAUUUAGAAUGGCUAGUUGACCCCAAGCCUAUGUUUGAGCACUUGCAGAAGAAGAAGAAAGAAGAAAACAUUCUCCCAAAAGACGGAUCAAAAGAAGACAUUGACAAAACAAGAGCAAUGGUUGCUUUGGUGCCAUGUUGCCCAGAAGCAGCCGGGAUUCCUAGCUUCCCCUCUGCACCACAACCUAAGAAGGAAGUAGAUAGUGUGGAUUUCACACAAUCUUGCCUCAAAAUCUCCAGUCUACCAGGUUUUCCAUCUACGGCCAAAGUCCAGACAGGAAAUUGGCACGUUGAACAGAAGCCUCUGUUUGAGAAGACACUGAAAGAUAAGACCAUAAUAAUCAAAGAUAGGUCAGCAGACAAAGAAAAUAUGAAAAAUAUAGUGGCAUGUGAAAGUCUCACUCCUGGAUUCCUGUCCUUACUACAACCUAAAGCAAUGGAAGAACAAACCAUGUCUGCUCUACUCCUAUCUUGUCCAAAUGAAUCUACAGUACCUGGAUUACCUUCUAGACAGCCAAUUGAAUUGGCUCUGGCCCAGGGAGAAGAAUCUGUGAGUUCUAUGCAGCCAUUGUAUGAAAAACCAUUGAAGGAUAGGUCAGAAGAUACAGUGCUUUCCAAGCCUGACCUAGGCAGUGCAGUUGGAGAUGAAGGCCUUAAAACUAUGGUUGCACUGGCACCAUCUUGCCCCGAGGCAGCAAGCAUUCCUGGUUUUCCGUCUGCGCCCCCUCACGGUGCAGAGUCUGUAGAGGCACAUGAGACAAGUAUGCAGACAGAGGAGAAAGAGGUUGCUGGGGAACCAGCAGAGUAUGUUCUAGAUAAGGGUGUCCUCAGCAGCCCACAAAUAGAGAAGGUCACAUCUGAGGAGAUCCAAAAGCCCUCAGCAGUGUCAGAACCAGAGCAAGUCUUGGGGUGGGAGGUGCUGGAGGCUGAGGGUUCUGUGGCAGAGAAGCUGGAGGAGGCCUCUGGCCUUCUACAGACUAUUGUUGGUGUCUUCUCCAGAGGUUAUGAAACAGUAGCAGCCAUUUUGGGUCCGUCUGGUUCCCCUCCAACAGAAGAUGCAGACAGUAGCAUUGUGGACCCAGAGGACAGUGCAGUCCCAUCUGAGAGCUCCUCUGAACCUGUCCCAGAUAUAUCUACCCUCAUUCAGGAAGCAGUGUCUGGAGAGGCACCGCAUGUUGAGGGUGAAACCAAACCAACUAUAGAGCUCCCAACCACUACUGAGUCAUCCUUGUUUACUCUGGAAGACAAGCAAUCCAACUCUCCAUCGGCAGUGAGACAAGACAGUGAGGAUGGGUUUGUUGGAGUCGAAGGCCGAAGCAGUAUGAGAAAAUGGCCGCCGUUGACGGAGGCUGACCUUACUGAGAUCUCCAGAGGAGAGUUUGUGGUAACUGGGGAAGAAGAGGUUACCCUUGACUCAUGGGCGCAAGUAGGGGAGAAGUCAACAUUCAAAGUGCAGGAUUCUGGACAGAUAACAGGUUAUGUUGAAGUUUUUUCAGCAGGGUCACCUAUCAAGACAGAAUUAUCACCUUCAUUACACCUGGACAAGGGCCCCCAACACGCAAGCACAGAGGAAGCCUCUGUGUCUACCUCACAACCUACUGCAGACAAGUUGCUGGCAGAGGACAAGUCUGAAGAACAUAUAGUACCCAUCCCAGAUAAACCCUCUGAAGAUCAGACUGUCACCCCAGUCACCUCAGUUGAAACACAAUCAGAAGUUGUCCCCCCUCAGAGAGGCAGAAAGAAAAAGCGAUCCCUUCCACAAGAGUCUCAACAAAAAGCAGAUGACCAAGGAAGUGUGGCUACCCAGGCUGUCCCUGCACAGGUAACGACUAAACUGGUCGCUCCUCAUCGUGUGAAGAAAAGAGAGGGAAGUCUUCCACCAGAAACUCAACAGCAAGCUGAUGCUCAAGGGAUUGUAUUUAAUGUAGUUGCUUCACAGCCUCUAAGGAGAAAUGACAGCCUCACUCCAGAGCGCAAACAGAAAUCUGAGAAUGUAUCUGUACAGAAGCCCAUUGAAGUAGUCGCUUCCUGCUGUCCGAAGAGAAAAGACAAUAGUCUUUCAACAGAACCUCUAAAGAAAGCUGAUGGUCAGAAGGGUUUCACUUCCCAGGCAGCUGCUGAGGUGGUCCCAUCACGGCCUGGUAGUAAAAGAGACUGUAGUCUUUCAACAGAGCCCCAACAGAAAGCUGAUGCCCCUGUCCAGGCGCACACAGACGUGGUCCCUCCUCGCCGUACUAAGAAAAGAGACAGUAGUCUUCCUGCAGAGUCUCCACACCGACCUUUGAGGAGAAAGGAAAGCUUCACUAAAGACACAUCAACACAGGCAACUGGCCUGGUCCCACCUCCGCGGCCAAGUAGAACCUCUAGAGCCUCCAGUGCAGAACCUUCAGAGAAACUUGGCCAGGUAGCCACUGAACUGAUUCUACCACAGCCAACUCCGAAAGCUGAUGAGCCAGAGAAUCUGAUUGCCCAGGCGGUCACUAAGCUGAUUCCACCUCAGCGCACAAGGAAAGCAUCUCCCUCUCCCGAGCCUCGUCAGAAAGCUGAUAAUUUAGAGAGUGCUACUGGUCAGGUCACAACUGUUCCCCUAACACCAGAUCAUGUACCGACAGAGUCGUACCCGGACUUUGGUGUGAGAGAGACUGCCCCCCUCUUGAUCAUCAGAAAAAUUGCCCCGCCAAGGCGCAGCAAGAAAACAAAUUCUCCCCCAGUGGAAUCAGGCAAAGCAGAAGAUGAGGCUGUGGUUGUAGAGGCCCUGAAUGCUGCCAACCAGGGGUCUACAGCACCAGGCCAUAUAGAGGAUCUGAUGAUAGACUCGUUUGAAAAGGUUGAGGCUGAGAUGCAGUCUCAGGAAGUCACAGAAAUGUCCACUGAGCCAGUUGAAGAUAAGCCAGUAAUUUAUAGGCCGCUCAUUGGCAAUGCAGCUCAGAAGGCAUUGACAGAGGACACUGCGCCAGAAGUAAAGACUGAGGACAAGCAGGAGUACUUACCAGUCCCAAAGCCUCGUGGGAAACGAGACCCGACCCCUCCUGUCCAUUUAGAUGCUACCAGACCAAAGACCCGGCAUGCCUCUAGUGGGGAUGACAACGAUUCUACCAGAGAGAGAGGACGUUCACAUGCAGCCUCAGCCUCUGUGCUUGAACCACCUCGACGCAGCAAGAGGAGCAGUAGUCUUCCUCCCGUACCCCCUGGGUGCCAGCCUGCAGCAUCUAGUGAAGUGGUGGUUGCUCCUCUGCGUAGGAGGAGGAGUAGACUAAACAUAGAACAAUCAAGCAUGCCUGUUCCAGUUCCCCGCUCGAAAAAACGCCUCAGUUCCACUUUCUCAGAUGGAACUCCUUCAAUGGACUCCUCAUUCACCAGGCAGACAGACUCCCUCGAGGGCUUGCUGUCUCUCUCUCAGGAAGACAAUCAAGCCACCAGUCAGGAAGCCACAGAGGGUUCAAUAUCAUUAACCUCAAGCAUGGUCUCCGAAGGGAGCUUUGUCACAAUUCUUCACUCAAAGGAGAUAUCACCAGAAGUUAUAGUCUGUGAGAAGGGACUGGAGGAGAGUGGGGAGAGCUGGACCUUCACAGAUACCGCUAUGGUCACUGAGGCCUUCACAGAUACUGUAAGCGAGGACAUUGAGAGGGGUUCAGAGGCAGAGACUGUCUUUGAGAAGGGACUGGAGGAGAGCAUGGAGAGCUUGACCUUUACAGAAACUGCCAUUGUCAUGGAGUCCUUCACAGAAACCCCUAAGUUCUUCGCAGACACUGUUAGCGAGGACAUUGAGAGGGGUUCAGAGGCAGAAGUGCUUGAAAAGACCUUUCCAACCACUGCUACACCAGCUGAGGACGACUGGUUACAUGUUAAGGGAGCCAACGAGACAGAGAAGAUGGAGGUAGAGAGAAAAUACAUGGGGGUUGAAGAGGUGGACUUUGGCUUUGAGUCAGUAGACGUAGCUGCCGGAGGCUUAGACGAGGAGAGUCAGCAGGAGGCAGCAGAGGAGCCAACAACGCCUAAACGCAGACCUGCAAACUCUCAGGAAAUGGGUCAAGACAGUGCUGCUUCUCCAGAAGGCCUCAUGGCCAGUCCUGGCCUGGUCACCUCCAGCCAGUCACUACUGGAGUGGUGUCAGGAGGCCACCAAAGAACACAAGGGGGUCAAGAUCACUAACUUCAGCACAUCCUGGAGGAACGGCCUGGCCUUCUGUGCCCUUCUACACCACUUCCACCCGGACAGGAUAAACUUUGAGAUGCUGGACCCUUAUGACAUCAAGCGCAACAACAAGAAGGCUUUCGACGGCUUUGCUGCGCUGGGCAUCUCUCGGCUGAUGGAGCCCUCAGACAUGGUCCUCCUGGCCGUGCCUGACCGCCUCAUCGUCAUGACCUACCUCAACCAGAUCCGCACCUACUUCUUGGGCCAGGAGCUGAGUGUGCUGCACAUCGAGGCGGACAGCAGCGAGUCCAGCUACGGUGUGGCCGGGGAGAGCAGGGAGGGCCCCGACCCGGAGGCCGCUGCACGCUACUGUCAACGGAUCCAAGAUGAGGCCCUCACAAUGGAGACCAAUGGGGGCGCUGCGGAGAAGGAGGCCUAUAGUGACACUAAGGGGGGCACCAAUGGGGAUGUGGUCCCGCCCCCUAGAACCAAGCGGCCGCAGGCUGCAGGGGCAGCAGGAGGGGCCCAGGCCCCCGUCGCACCCCCCAGGACACACUUCUUAUCUGCCAAGUCUGGGUUCUCCCACCUAAAGGAUGCAGAUCUGGUUAAGAAGCGGCGGUCGCAACGCAGGUCAAUAGACGAGGCCGACUCAACCGAGGUUGCUACAGGUCAGGAAGAGGAUGGAGCUGCCCGAAGGAAAUCAGAAACCGAAGGGGAAGCUGGUGAAGAAGGACGAUCGGCUGAGGAGGAGUGCCAGGACGCCAGCCAGUAUGCACUGAGCGAAAUGAAGGCCCUAGAGGCGGAACAGAAGCACAUUGACAGCAGGGCAGACAUCGUGGAAAGGAGACUACGGCGACUGAUGGAGUCAGGUAGUGACAAGAUGCAGGAGGAGAAGCUGAUUCAGGAGUGGUUCACUCUUGUCAACAAGAAGAACGCCCUCAUCAGGAGACAAGACCAACUACAGCUACUACAAGAAGAGCAGAACCUGGAAACAAGGUUUGAGAUGCUGAACCGAGAACUGAGAGACAUGAUGGCUACUGAAGAGUGGCAGAAGACAGCUGCUCAUAAGCACAGGGAGCAGCUGCUACUGCAGGAGCUGGUGUCUCUGGUCAACCUGAGGGACGAGCUGGUCCACGACAUGGACGCCAAGGAGAGAGGGGCUCUGGAGGAGGACGAGAGGCUGGAGAGAGGCCUGGAGCAGAGGCGCAAGAAGUACAGCAAGAAGAGCAAGCAGGAGAAGUGUGUGCUGCAGUAAGGCCUGGCGUCGGACACACCUGAACCAGGCAGCCCAGUGGAAGGUCACCUGGGUGCGCUUUGGGAUUGAUGAUGUAUGUGUGUGGUUCAUGACAUCCACACUGCAUGGAAGAGACUGAGAACUGUGUUAAGUGACUGCACUAAGAGGACGUAAAACGAUGUUCGCCCCACCCCUUUCUCCAUGAUAUGAUUGAGCCUCAAUCCAACCUAUGACUGGUUAUCAUCAGUCACUUUGCUCUUCAGAUUGUGUUUUGAUUGGAUUGAAGUGUUUUUCUUGUCGCAUAUGUUUCUAUAUGGAUGCAUAGUGUUUGUGUACCUGUGUUUGUGCGUGUGAAUGUGUGCGUUGAUGCGUGUCAUUGUGUGUGCAAUCUAUGACUGUAUGGCUUUAUUUUGUGUAUUAACUUAAGGUCACAAAGACAUAUCCCUAACUAACUUAUCACCAGAUAGUUGCCUUACUGUAGAAUCUGUUACAGUAGUGUAUUGUAUAAUGGGUUACUUAUAAAAGGUAUUUUCCACUGAAUGGCAUAUUAUGGACGGGACAGGGCUCCAGUCACUAUGUAUACCAAAGACCUACUUUAGGCCCAUGCAGCAGGUAGAUUGAUUCACCCGUCUUCACCUACAGUUACAUGAAACUGACAGGAGCAGUCUGAUUUAUUGCCAAUUACAAUGGAGAGAUGGGAAGUUUAGUACUCAACUUGUGCCAAACAAAUAAUGCCAAAAGGAUCUUUCUUAUUUCUUGCAGUAUGUUGUCUUGCACUGUGCAGACAACACACAGCAAACAUCUGUUGUCUGAUUGUUUAUCGCUGUGGAUGUUGAGGAAAGAAGAAAACUGACAUUGUUGACAAGGUCUUGGGAUUGAAGAUGUUAAAUGUUUACUUGCAGUGCUCCAACACUCAACCAGAGUGGGAGAUUUCGGAGGAAAGGGAGAAGGACGGGAGUCUAUACUAUACGGUAGCUAGUACCGUAUACUACAGCUCGGUGUCUGAAAGAACAAAACCGGAAGUAUGAACUUUGUUCCCAGUUCGCAUAUGUUUAUGCAGUGAGUUUGAGUUUAGUUACUGUUUGUGACAUUAGUCUUGCAAUGUCUUGUUUUCCAUUGAUUGGGUUUUGUUGUUUUAUGAGUUAAAUUAAUUGAUGUAGAAGCUGUGGAGUCUGAAAAUGAUACAUUUCAAGAUUAUCUAAAAUACUAGAGAACAGCAAUAUUCAAACAGAAAACAUCAGGCAAAUGCAUGUUUUGUAGUAUUUCCAUCUUUACCUCACCACUAUCAAUUACUAUAGUCUUAUGCACAUGGUUAUUACAGAAGAUGUAAUGUGCAAAAGUGUAUGCAGUUAA
This is a messenger RNA of Coregonus clupeaformis (lake whitefish), 22615 nucleotides long. RefSeq names its product EH domain-binding protein 1-like protein 1. Gene Ontology annotation, molecular function: protein binding. The transcript has 35 exons. The coding region runs from base 161 to 21283 and encodes 7040 amino acids. The record is from RefSeq and is a predicted model, not a curated record. Lineage: Eukaryota; Metazoa; Chordata; Actinopteri; Salmoniformes; Salmonidae.